AGUGACAUGGGCAGAUAUCACACGAGUUAGCCACCGCUCAUAACGUUCCUAUCAUCAUCAAAAAGAAGACAGAAGUGAGAGCUAAACUAGUGGCUCGUUACUGCGUCUGCGCGGCAUGGCCCUAAUCUAGGAUUAUGGAGGCUUAUCUAAACUCGCUGUUUAUAAAGUAUGUUUUCGGUGGGAAAUUAGCUAGUCGUGGAUGGCACGACCGGAGCGACGCAUCGACGCUGGUGCUGCGAGACCGAGAGUAGUGUCGUGCUGAGGACGCCUUCCGCGACGAGCUGGCUGAGCGGCGCUCGUGACGCGGCUUACGGCUUAGCACGUGGCAGUGACUUUAAUCGGUGGCGGCCCCCAGGCGGCCCGUGCAGCCUCAGUCUCUCCCCGCCGCCCCGGUGAUCAUGUCCGCCUCCCCCGGCGUGCCUCUCCGCCUUACCCGGUGCCGCCGCCUCGCGUAGUCUUCCCCUCGCCGCCGCCUCCGCCAGCCGCCGCGGAAACCACCAAAGUUGAGCCGUGCAGCGACUCUGCCAGCGGCCGCCCCGAGCAGGGAGGAGGUGGAGGGGAGCUGCCUGCUGCCGCCCCGCCGUCGCCACUGACCUGACCCGACCUGGCCUCAGCGAUGGACUUUCAGAGCGCCAUGGAAACGUUUGCUGAAGCGUGGAUGGCCGCCAACACCAAAUCUCGCCCGGGCUCCUCCGACCACCAGCGGGAGGGGAGCGCCGAGCGGACCAACGGGCGGCCCGAGGAGGUCACGCCCCGGGAGACGGCCGCACACCUCACCAACGGGGACUCGCCAACCAGACAGUCCCCGGUGAUGCUGUCCCGGGAGCCCCAAGUCAGCCCCAAGCCCCUGUGUGUGGGUAACUCCCGUCUCAUACCUGUCCAACGCCACCUUUUAGCAUUUCAAGGCAAGAACAUUCCCCUGCACGUGGUGGUAGAGACGGUCCCGCUGUGUGGUAUGGGCGUCGAGGAGCUUCGUGGCCGGAUAGAAAUGGACAGUUACGCCCUCAUCCCCGCCCACACCCGCUUCACCGACCUCUUGCAGGCCGCCCUCGUCAAGCUGGGCUACUCCGAGGAGCUGACGCAGGCUAGAGGCCUGCUGCAGCUGAGGAACUGGCGCCCCCUGCCCCUGGAGACCAUCCCGGAGACGGAGGACAAAACGGUGGCCGAGGUGCUGUGUGACGUGGCGCCGCUCGCAACGCUGCACGUCCGCAUCUACAGCAGUCCGUGGAAGGUGCGCUGUGCUCGAGACAUCAAGGACCGCCUGCUGCGCCUCCUCCUGCAGCAGUCCCACCACCUGCUGGUGUCCGCUGGCUGCCCGCUGGACGAGAGUCUGUUGGCAGCGCUGAUUCGAGGCUCCGGCGAGGUGAGCGAGGAGUCAGCCCGCCAGUUCGAGGCGUGGUGGGCGGUGCACGUGUCCCGCCCCCCCGCCGCCCACGUCAUGACGCCCCCGCACCACGUCCACCCACGCCCCCACGCCCUCGAGAAGCUGCCCCCUGAGCCCCUACACCCGGCCAUACAGACCGUGGGUAGUCAGUACGGGCCGCAGAAGACACGGAUGCGCACAAGCUUUGACCCUGAGCUGGAGCUACCGAGGUUGCAACGAUGGUUUGCCGAGAACCAGCACCCGACCCGCCUGCAGAUUCAGCAGUACGUGGCUGAGCUCAACGCGCUGGAGUCCCGCCGUGGCCGCAAACCUCUUGACAUCAGCAACGUGGUCUACUGGUUCAAGAACGCGCGCGCGGCCUACAAGCGCCAGGAGUUCCGCACGUUCAACGGCCUCAAGUCGCCUCCGCCGCAGGACGAGACCAGCGUCAGCGAUAACGAGGAUGCCGCCGCCGCCUCCUCCACCGCCUCCGCCGACCCCUACCCCGGCCCCCCUCCGUCCCACCACCCCGCCGCCCCCUCUCCGCCCCCCUCCACCCCCCACGACCACCCCCACGCCCACCAGCAGUCACAGCAGCAACAGCAACAACAACAGCAGCAGCAACAACAGCAGCAGCAACAGCAAGUCAAGCAGGAGGAGAAUCAGGAGGAUGAGGAGUCGCGAGCGCCCGGCUCUGAUCCCCCCGAGAGCCUGCAGGGGCGUGGCCAGACGGCGGGCGGCAGCUCCGGUGGGCAGAACUCAGGGGGUGAGCGGUGCGCGGCGGAGAGCGACGUGGACAUGAGCGAGGACGAGGACGAGGUGAUCUCAAGGGACUGCGUCAGCGUCACUUUGGAGAGCAAGUGCUCCCCGCCACCCGUGGUGUCGCCUGGGGCCCUCUCCCUGCCGCCGUACCCGCCGCUUACGGGCCUAGGCCAGACGGGCAUGGAGCGGCUGCCCUACCCGGUGGUGCCCAGCUCGUUGCUGCAGCACUCCAUGAUGUACAUGGCUCACUACAUGCCGCAGGUGUCGCCAUUUUCCGGCGGCCUGGGCAGCAGCGGACCGCCGGAGGAGCGUCGCAAAAGGAACCGCACCUUCAUCGACCCCGUGACGGAGGUGCCGCGCCUGGAGCAGUGGUUCGCCAUCAACACGCACCCCAGCCACAACCUCAUCCUCAAGUACACGGAGGAGCUCAACCGCAUGCCCUACCGCCAGAAGUUCCCGAAGCUGGAGCCCAAAAACGUUCAGUUCUGGUUCAAAAACCGGCGCGCCAAGUGCAAACGGCUGCGGGUGUCCAUGUGAGGCGUGCCGUGGUAGGCUGCGCCGCCACGCCGACACGCGGGGCGCUGAGUGACGCGGCGGCGGCGGCGGCGGCGGCGGCCUCGUGCCUCACGCGGGCUCAACGUACGGGUCGUAGCAGCAGACGCUUGAAGGGCAGUCCCCGCCGCCUGCGGGGCAAGGAGCCGCCGCCACCCUAGACGACCCUGGCCGAGCAAGAGGAGGAAGUUUCGUCUCCCUCACGGGGACGGCGGGGCAGAAAGAAGCGGGAGGGUGGCGGCGCGGCGCCGCGACACGCCACCGACACUCAUGUUCACGGCGCCAAAUUGUAUCCUGUGACUCGGCUCAUUAGUCAAAUGAAUAAUAUAUUUGCCAUUAUGGCCGCGGUAUUAGUGCAAUAUAUUCUGAGAGGAACUCAUUAUUUAACAAACUGUGGCGAGGCCUCACGCCUGACAAUGCUGGGAAGUGCUGGGCCUCACGGCGGGGCUCGACCUCCUGAGGCGGCAGGUCUGGGUGGGGCAGGGCGGGCGGUGUGUCGGGGUGCGGACCGGGGGUGGCACCCUCCUCCCCUGCGGUGGACGCUGCCGUUCCCGGUACUGGCGGCACGGCGCCUUCGGUGCGGCAAUAUUCAACAAAAAGUUGCUGGAUCAUUGGUUUUUAGAUUUGAUUUACUUCAUUAUAAAACAAAGAGAAACAUCCCCGACAAUUAUUGUGCCGCGACAAGUCCCCGUAGUGACGCUCAACGCAUUUAACUCGCACCAAAAACACAGACGCGGGAAAUUAUUAAAGCUCGUCAUGCAGUAUUCACACUCGACGGGUAAAUCGCUAAGCCGACGCCCGUCAUUUAUGUAAAACUUAUUAUUUGUGGGACUUUUUCCUGCGUGUAGCGCGGCAGCCGUGGCAGGCCGCCCCGCGCCGCCACCCCCGGCCGCCGCCCCAACGCCCCGGCCCAAACAAUGUUCUCGUUACCUGGGCCACCACGCGACCCCGGCGGGGCGGGGCGGGGUGCGGCGGGGCACGCGGGGUCACGCCUCAACGCUAACGUGACAUCGACAUUUUUUUGGUGCGAGGCACAUGUCGCCGCCCCGCCGCUACCAGGCGCCCGGGCCCCAAGACUUGUAGGACUUGUUUGUCGCUGCCUCAAGACUGCGGCGCAGCGAUGCGGCGGCUCCUCGCGGCCGCCGCUUGUUCUUCUUGAUGAUAUUAAGGUACUUAGGUUUACGUCUGUGUCUGUUCCCCGGAGAGUGUGUCUUAUUUAUUUAUGUGUGUGUGUGUGUGUGUGUGUGUUGGGGGGGGCGGGGGGGGCAGGAUCUAGUCAGCAGGCGCCGCCUGGCCCAGCAGGGGCGGGCGGCGGAUGGGCCGCGCCCCCCUGCUCCGUGUGGCAACACUCCGGGUCGCCGGUGAGUCACGCCUUGGACAAGUAUCGGCGCGUGUGCCGUCGUAGUGUGUGUACCGGACGUGUAUAGUAAGGACGCUGUACCAGACAUGAAUAGUAAGAAAUACUCGUACAUUUGAUAUGUAUAAGUAUUUUUCUAUCGAGUGUAAUUAUUACGAUAAUUAUCAUUAUUCACCGCUGUUUGGAGAUGCGCUCCGCGGGGUGUGUGCUGCGGAGCGUCGUUCAGCAACCCUCGGCUCACGCGGCCCUGCAGUGACCCUCCCUCCCUCCCCCACCCGACCCCUGACCCCGCGUGUCCGGGGCCUCCAAUGCCCCGGGCCGCGAUCCUUCGUAGCUAUGAGCCGUUUCCCUCUGGUUAUUUGUGAUAUUUUAUUAUUAUUACUAUAUUUAUUAUUACUAUUAUUUUUAAUGUUAUUAUCAUUAUCAUUAUAACCAUUAUUAUUAUCGAUAUUAUUAUUAUUAUUAUCAUAGACAGCACUUAGCGUGUAAAUAAGAUUGUUAUAUAUUUAAAUGGUGUGUGUGUGUGUGUGUGUGUGUGUGUGUGUGUGUGUGUGUGUGUGUGUGUGUGUGUCAGGCACCCCCCAGCACGCCCCCCAACACUCAACAUUCAUACAUGAAGUCUUCUGGCCGGUCGUGUUAAAGAAUAAGUAAAUAAAUGAAAAACAGCAACUCCCAAACACCUCACAGGAUAAAAGGCAUCUUAAAUGAUUAUGAGGAUGACGAUGAUGAUGAUGAUGAUAAUGAUGGUAAUAAUAAUAAUAAUAAUAAUAAUAAUGAUAGUAAUAAUAAUGAUAAUAAUAAAAAUAAUGAUAGUAAAUAUGUUGAAGCAACAGAAAUAUAAUGUAAAAAGCACCACCAAUGUAAAAUAUAUUAAGCAAGAAGUGAAAUGGCAAAAAAAACACUUCUUUAAAAUUGUAUAUAAAAAUAAUGGAUUCUAAACUAACUACUUUGUGACAGAAACUUUCUAACCUACUCACCUGCCUACCGAGCUGCCUACUUACCGACCUACCUACCUUCCUACCUACCUACCUAUUAACCUAUCUACCUGCCUACCUACCCAUCUAUCUACCUACCUACCUGCCUACUUAUCUACCUACCUACCUACACACCAAUAUACCUACCUACCUUCUCCUUAACCUAUCAAACCUACCUUUCCAUACCUUGCCUAAAAUACUUACUUUUCCAUUCCUUACCUAACUUUGCUUUACCUUUUCUUACCUUACCUUACCUUACCUUACCUUACCUUACCUUACCUUGCCUUUCCAUCACCUUACCUUACCUUACCUUACCUUUCCUUUCCUUUCCAUCACCUUACCUUAAUUAGCCUUACCUUAUCUUACAUCACCUUAUUUUUUUUUUCUUACAUUAUUCUCUCACUCAUUCACUCACUCACUCACUCCUUUUCUCAUCCACUCCCUUCCUCCCUCCCUCUCUCCCUCACUUAUUCGUCCCCUUUUCACUCAUAUUCUCCUUCCCUCCCUAUUUCUCUCUCCUAAACUCCCAAACUCACUCCUCCCUCCCUUUCUCCCUCCCUUUCUCCUUUCUUAACCUCUUCACUCAUGCUCUCCCUCACUCCCUAUCUCUCCCAAUAUCACUCCCUUCUUUUCCUCCCUCUUGCUGUCCUUCCUUCCUUCUCUCCCUCCCUCCCUCCCUCCCUCUCUCCCUUUCUCCCUCGUUUCUGUCAGCCCACGAGUCCGCUACGAGUAUGUGUUGUGCUUGCAGUCUGUACAUAACCUGUUUGUUUUUUCUACGUUGAGUGUUGUAGGAGAGAGAGAGAGAGAGAGAGAGAGAGAGAGAGAGAGAGAGAGAGAGAGAGAGAAGGAACGUUUGUGUAAAGAUAUUCUAGAGGAUAACGUUUAGUAAGAGAACGUAAGUAAAUAAAUAAAUGAAUAAAAAGAUAAAUACGUACAUA
This is a messenger RNA of Eriocheir sinensis (Chinese mitten crab), 5946 nucleotides long. It is a transcript of the gene dve, whose product is annotated as homeobox protein dve-1-like. Lineage: Eukaryota; Metazoa; Arthropoda; Malacostraca; Decapoda; Varunidae. The coding region runs from base 617 to 2662 and encodes 681 amino acids. Gene Ontology annotation, molecular function: DNA-binding transcription factor activity, RNA polymerase II-specific; RNA polymerase II cis-regulatory region sequence-specific DNA binding. The transcript has 13 exons. The record is from RefSeq and is a predicted model, not a curated record. Gene Ontology annotation, biological process: regulation of transcription by RNA polymerase II; chromatin remodeling.